UCCGGAGGGAGCCUCAAGCUCCUCUUGAGCUCCCAGCCGCGCAUCCCGAUUUCUACAGUCCAUUUUCCCGUGGGAGACAGGGGGCUCUGGGCGUUACAAGCUUUAUUAAGAGACUGGCAGUGGUUCAUUCAGACCUCUGAACCCCUCGCCCUCCAAGAGCUGUCCUGGGUUUUGCAACUCAGAAUCCCCUAAAGCAUCCCCGUGGCUCUUUCUGCUCGUUUUGCUCACAGCUUAGGAUCAGUUUCCACGACUCCGCGAGUAUUUGCGUGGGCACUUGUGCUGGGGCCAAGCCCAGAGGGAGUUGGACUGCGCGCGCGGAGAACGUCAGCGCGCCGGCAGACCUCAUGCACUUCGCACUGGCCAUCUACGCGUCGGUCUGGAGGUAGAGCGCUUUGGAAAGGAGGCUCCUGGCUUCCCGGCAGUCCGGAGCUGCGCCAGUUAAUGGCUGUGCCACGCCGGGCUCCAGCCCCUCGGCCGCUUCUUCCCAAGCUUCCGAGUGCCCAGACGCCCCGGAGCGGCCAGAGGCAGCGCGCAGGCAGCAGCGGGGCGAUGCGCCCCGCCGGCGCUCGUAGGAGCUGCUUUCUCCGCCACCGCUGAGGUCUACCCCAGGCGCCAGGUGGCUGUGAGCUGCAGGCGACAGGCCGGGUGUCUAGAGAGGGCGCAGGCGGCGGGGCGCAAGAAGAACGCCCCAGCGCCCGCAGCCCCACCGACCCCCCUCGGCUGGGAUGUUCCCCAAUGGCACCGUCUCCUCUGCUUCCUCCUCUCCCAGCCCCAGCCCGGGCAGCUGCGGCGAAGGCGGCUGCAGCCGGGGCCCCGGGGCCGGUGCUGCGGACGGUAUGGAGGAGCCGGGGCGAAACGCUUCCCAGAACGGGACCUUAAGCGAGGGUCAGGGCAGCGCCAUCCUCAUCUCUUUCAUCUACUCCGUGGUGUGCCUGGUGGGGCUGUGUGGGAACUCCAUGGUCAUCUACGUGAUCCUACGCUAUGCCAAGAUGAAGACGGCCACCAACAUCUACAUCCUCAACCUAGCUAUUGCCGACGAGCUGCUCAUGCUCAGCGUGCCCUUCCUGGUCACCUCCACGUUGUUGCGCCACUGGCCCUUCGGCGCCCUGCUCUGCCGCCUCGUGCUCAGUGUGGAUGCGGUCAACAUGUUCACCAGCAUCUACUGUCUGACUGUGCUUAGUGUGGACCGCUAUGUGGCCGUGGUGCACCCCAUCAAAGCAGCCCGCUACCGUCGUCCCACAGUGGCCAAGGUGGUGAACCUGGGCGUGUGGGUGCUGUCGCUGCUUGUCAUCCUUCCCAUCGUGGUCUUCUCACGCACGGCGGCCAACAGCGACGGCACAGUGGCCUGUAACAUGCUCGUGCCCGAGCCUGCCCAGCGCUGGCUGGUGGGCUUCGUGUUGUACACUUUUCUCAUGGGUUUCCUGCUUCCCGUCGGGGCCAUCUGCCUUUGCUACGUGCUCAUCAUCGCCAAGAUGCGCAUGGUGGCCCUCAAGGCCGGCUGGCAGCAGCGUAAGCGCUCGGAGCGCAAAAUCACUCUAAUGGUGAUGAUGGUGGUGAUGGUGUUUGUCAUCUGCUGGAUGCCUUUCUACGUGGUGCAGCUGGUCAACGUGUUCACCGAGCAGGACGAUGCCACGGUGAGCCAAUUGUCCGUCAUCCUGGGCUAUGCCAACAGCUGCGCCAACCCCAUCCUCUAUGGCUUCCUCUCGGACAACUUCAAGCGCUCUUUCCAGCGCAUCCUGUGCCUCAGCUGGAUGGACAACGCCGCGGAGGAGCCCGUCGACUACUAUGCCACAGCCCUCAAGAGCCGCGCCUACAGUGUGGAGGACUUCCAGCCCGAGAACCUGGAAUCUGGAGGCGUCUUUCGUAAUGGCACCUGCACUUCCCGGAUCACUACUCUUUGAGCCCGGGCCCUGCCCUAAGGAAGGGGGAGAGUGAGGGGUUAGGAGGCGGAGUGUGAAGGAGAUUAUCUGUAGGCGCCCGGUGCGAUGGGGGUUCCCUAGGCUAGGCUCCUUUGUCCCUUGCCCCUCGGGGGGAGGGACCUAGGAAAGCCUCAGGAAGACCAAGGUAGAACUGAGAGCUUCGCUUACAGUUUGGGAAGGCUUUCUGCCCACCUUCUUCUGUCUCCCCCUUUUUGCCUCCUCCUCCACUGUGCUUGCUGCUCCGCAUCCCUUUAUUCCCCACACGCUGUAACUUCCCUCCUUCCCUGCCCACCGUCCCGCCUGUGCAGAUCACUCACUCAAUGCCGCCGCCUCUCUCCAGUCCGCAGCCUCUCCAGCUGUUAUUUCUGUUUGUUUUAACUGAGCCUAGGUUGCAGCCACGUUUCCCUCUGGGUGGGUUCCUACUCUGCCUGGUGCUCCUGGCAGUGACUGGGGAGCUACCGCUCUCCUUUUGGGGAUCUUCCACUUGAGACUGAACUAGGCAGACUUAAACUUUGAGAGAAGUCGCACUCAGACAUGAACUGGGCAGCAUCCUUCCGUGGCACACUCCACAGCCCCGAAUCCACCCUGAGCAGAGCCAGGUGCUUAGUAAGUAAACCAGGUCUGUGGUUCGCACACCAAGCAGGCGCUUUGCAGUCCCGCACCCUCGCUCCCUUUGAAGCAAAAAGGAGCUUGAGAACAAGCCUUUGUAGAUCACUGGGUUGCCAAGGGAGUGCCCUAUCAUCCAGCCUCCUUCCUGGCUCAGAAGUGAGCUCUCUGUUUCAAAACUCCUACCCCCCUAGAGCAGCUGUUUCUGUGGGGCUAGGGAGAGGGCACUUUCCUAGGGCACUACGCUGAAGCCAAGAAGCUCCCUCUCUAGGUUUCUUCGGAAGUGGACCUGACCUAAGAAUCACAACACACUGGGUUUCCUGCUCCAGUUUAGGUCCUUAGGGGCAAGGAGGCAGAGACCUAGGGUGACAACUUAGAACCUUGGCCAAAAUUGGCCAUGUGACCACAGCCUGCAGGCUGGAGCACAGUCUGUCUGGCCUGUGAGGGUGGCUGCCUUUCAAGUGGUGCCUAAAAAGUUACUUUCUUGUUGAACAUAUUUAUUUAUUUAUUUAUUGGUGGUGUUGGAAAAUGUGUUUGUGCUUUCCUGUCUCCCCUUGCCUUGCCCAGGCGUUUUCUUGGGGGAGCCGGAGGGGUUAGAGUGGAGUGGGAAUGGAGGAAACUUUCUCCCGCUCCAAGGCCUCCUCAGAACUUUCUCUCUGCUGGACCUUCUUAUCUUUUCCUCCAGCAUUUCUAUUUUUGCUGUGUCCAGUGAAAUUUGGAGAUUUUUCAUAUUUUUUUUAUUGUUGCUGCUUGUCUUAUAAUAAUAAAAUAAAUGACAGUGUGGGCUAGCUUCCUGUCCAUGCAGAGUGAAAAGCCUGGGACUCCUUGCUUUCUAGGAAAUACAUACAGGGGAAGCAUCACUCUACAUGUGAGUUUUGUGUGUAUGGGUAUGUAUGCGUAUACUCAUAUUAUAUAUAUUUAUCUGGUCCCAUUGUCAUGAGUCCAUGAAACAAUUUCAAGUAUAGCCACUAACAGUGACAAGUGUGGCUCCGGCUAGAAAAUUUUCAGGUGUAGGGGUGCAAGCAGCACUCAAUCUAGAACUGAGAAAUCUAAUUCAAAGACUUUAAUCGUGGCUGAGAAUGUCCCUACUUCUUCUAGGUUCCAGCAGAAAUGAUUCUUGCAAUCCAGUUUACAUAGUCACUACUUUUUGAGAACACUGAAAGUGAAAUGAUUUGUGUUUAUGUUUAAUCUUGCCAACUACAUUGAUAAUCCUAGCAGGGCAAGGACCAAUAAUUUUACUUCUUUGUAUUUCUUGUAUUGCUUAGUAUGCUGGCUUGUACAUAUAUGCACUAGAUACAUGUUUGUUGUUUGAUUGUUGAAAUAAGCCAGAGUGUAUUACAAUGAUCUGGAGAUAAUAAUCUGGGAUUCUCAGGUUCUCUCAUUGAUUUGAUACACAAUGGUUGAACUUACUGUAGAAAAAGGUGUUUCCUGUAUAUUUGCUUCAACAUUGUGCUUUUCUAAAAGCAGUAAACAACAGCUAAAUAUUUCUAAUGUUUAGUUUAAACUAAUGAACAAAUAUCCUUUUGAUCAGAAGUCUGAAAGUUUAGAUCUGUCCCUUAAUAAUACUAUAUAUUAUUACUCUUUUGGAAAAUAGAUUUUUAAUGUUUAAGAACAGUGGAAUUUACAAAUCAAAAUCUUGAUCAUCAUCCUCUUAACAGGAGACCAAUCUAGUCCUCUUUACCUGCUAUCACUGUAAUACUAACUCAAUAAACAGAUGUCUGAUGCUACUGCAAGUCCUCCGACUGCCGCUUGAAUUUUA
This is a messenger RNA of Chinchilla lanigera (long-tailed chinchilla), 4284 nucleotides long. It is a transcript of the gene Sstr1, whose product is annotated as somatostatin receptor 1. Lineage: Eukaryota; Metazoa; Chordata; Mammalia; Rodentia; Chinchillidae. Gene Ontology annotation, cellular component: membrane; neuron projection. Gene Ontology annotation, molecular function: neuropeptide binding; somatostatin receptor activity. Bases 726 to 1901 code for a protein of 391 amino acids. The record is from RefSeq and is a predicted model, not a curated record. Gene Ontology annotation, biological process: neuropeptide signaling pathway; cellular response to estradiol stimulus. The transcript has 2 exons.